This is a messenger RNA of Fragaria vesca subsp. vesca, 1338 nucleotides long. RefSeq names its product ribosomal protein S14, mitochondrial-like. Bases 36 to 347 code for a protein of 103 amino acids. The transcript is spliced from 2 exons. NCBI's taxonomy places the organism in Eukaryota, Viridiplantae, Streptophyta, Magnoliopsida, Rosales, Rosaceae. The record is from RefSeq and is a predicted model, not a curated record.
GUACACAAAAAAGUAAGAGCGAGUGAAACCCCAAAAUGUCAGUUUGCCGAGAAAACGCCAACAUCCGAGACAACCACCGGCGGUCGCUGGCGGAGAAAUUCGAGCUCCGGCGGAACCUGUACAAGGCGCUGUGCAAAGACACGAGCCUCCCCGACUCCUUGCGCGAGGAGAACCGCUACAAGCUCUCGAAGCUUCCGCGAAACAGCUCCUUCACACGAAUCAGGAACCGCUGCAUCUUCUCCGGCCGAGGCCGCGCCGUCUACGAGACCUUCCGUAUGUCUCGUCUCGUCUUCCGCGCUCUCGCCAACAAGGGCAUGCUCAACGGCGUCAAGAAAGCGUCCUGGUAAAAACGGUAUUUACAUGGGAUCGAAUUCUCUGUGGAUUAGGAUGUUAGCUUGCAUUUCAGUCACCGAGGGAUGAUGUAGUGGAAGUGACAUUCUCUUUGCAUCACUGCCUUGGAGAUUUAUGGUGUUACCUACUCAUACACUUCACUGUUCCUAUAGUAUUGAGGCAUUGUAAACUUCUCGAAAUAAUAGUAAUAAAUGGUUCAUGAUGGAUCUGUCUUUAUUCUCUUUAUCUUCAAGUUUGGUAUGGUUCCAGUGUUUAAGCUAUAUUUCUCUGCUUGUGCAACAGGUUCUUAGAUUCUCUUUCUCACUUGGGCUUGUGGCAUUUUCUGUCCCUCUUCCGUAUGCUUUUUCAUAGAGGAGUUUUGGCUAUAUUCAACAACAAUUUAUAUUGGGGUAGAUAUUAUGCUGAUACAUGUAGUUACUACUAUAGCCUUGGCUAUGGAACAGUUUUCUAUAACUUUUAUCUUUUUUCUGAAGAAUAUAGUGUUUAAACAGCCGUCAUUUUACAAGAACCAAGCAACUAUAGAUAUUCAGUGAUUUGAAAUUUAAGGUGAAGUAAGAUUAACGGAACAGUGACACUGUACAUUAAUAAUUAUUGGAGGUCUUUACUAAUAAUUUCUACUACGUUAAGUUUUUCUUGUAGAUAUGUGUCAUGGACAGGGUUGAUAUGAUUGGUCUUGGACAGUAAAAAAUAACGUUGUACUGUAAAUUAAAAAAAUAAAAGUUGAGGUUAGUGCCACAUUGUGAGGUUCCGUGAUGAGGUGCAAGUGUUGAAAAACUGAUUAGAAGUUAGUUUUACUCGAACAGUGAAAUUCAGACGUGAAUCUGUUGAAAGUUUAAGGGCUUAUAUGAUGCCCCUGAAUAUUCUAGAAAACUAGGAUUCUAACUAAUGGCUAGCUCCCAAGUUACUCUUUUAUGAUUGUUUCUGCAAAUAUUUUAAGCCGUGACUGUUUUUUAAUUUUUUUGGAAAGAAUUUUCACAUUAAAAAAGA